UGAGCAGACGAGCAGACACACCCGAGAGCAGAAGUAUCUUUAGGGCUGUUGUGUAGGCCUGUUAUGUUGUGCACUCGUUGAAUACGUUCGGUACAGUAAAACCAGUGCCCACCGUGUUUGCAGGCAAACAGUUAACGAACUAAAUACUGGAAAGAGCAUCUACGAGAUUCCAGGAUUUUUUGCCAUUAUGAUCGACAUCGCAUCUCUUGGAAAACCGAUUGAGAAGUGAUAAGUUGGAGUACUCCCCUGGAAUGGGCGAAAAAGGGAACACUCAGCUGAUUUUUCGCGGCGUGCGGAGCAGCAAGUUCCGCCAUGUGUUUGGCAGCCCUGGACGCAAGGAGCAGUGCUACGAGUGUGUCAAGAUCACCAAGAAUGCCCACGACAGCCAUUUCUGUGCCGUCAACCCUAAAUUUGUCGCUGUGGUCACUGAGACAGCUGGUGGAGGGUCAUUUCUUGUCAUCCCCAUCGAAAAUACUGGCAGGGUGGAUGUAUCUGCAGGAAAAGUUACAGGUCACAAAGGGCCUGUCCUGGACCUGAAAUGGAACCCCUUCAAUGACAAUGUCAUAGCAUCCUGCUCAGAUGAUUGCACAAUAAAGCUGUGGUACAUUCCUGAUGGUGGCCUGUCCCGCAACACCAAUUUGGUGGAACCUCUGGUGGACCUACACGGCCACCGCAGGAGGGUUGGAUAUAUUGAAUGGCAUCCCACAGCCGAGAACAUUCUGUUUAGUGCUGGCUUUGAUCACCUGAUUUUGGUGUGGGACGUUAGUCGUGGUGAAGUGGUGCGCACCAUUGACUGCCACCCUGACUCCAUCCACUCGAUGUCCUUGAACCGGGAUGGCAGCUUACUGGCGACAACUUGCAAGGAUAAGAGACUGAGGAUAAUUGAUCCACGAUCUGGACAAGUCAUCAAAGAGGGUGUUUGUCACCAGGGAGCAAAAGCAGCAAAGGUGGUUUACUUGGGUAACGCUGGACGACUCUUCACAACAGGCUUUUCACGCUUCAGUGAUAGACAAUGGGCUGUGUGGUCCCAGCACGACCUCUCGAAGCCACUGAGAAUGGAAAACAUUGAUUCAUCAUCUGGUGUCCUUUUCCCAUACUAUGAUCAUGACACAAAGAUGGUGUACAUCGCUGGAAAGGGUGAUGGCAACAUUCGUUACUAUGAAAUAGUGGAUGAAGCUCCAUGGUGCCACUAUCUGAGUCAACUGCUGACAGGAUCCCCUCAGAGGGGACUUGGAUGCAUGCCUAAACGAGGCCUUGAUGUGCGCAGCUGUGAGGUUUUCCGCUUCUACAAAUUACAUGCCACUAAGGGUCUCUGUGAACCCAUCUCCAUGAUUGUACCCAGAAAGUCAGAGCAGUUCCAAGACGACUUGUUCCCAGACACAGCAGCUCCCACUCCAGCAAUGACAGCUGAUGAAUGGCUCGGUGGCAGGAACCGCAACCCUGUCCUGAUCUCAAUGAAGAGUGGAGCAGGAGCACGCACCCACAAGCCAGUGUUAUAUACUUCUGAAAGGAACCUUGUGACAUCUGAUAGAAACAAUGACAAGAAGUUCGUCUUCAUCUCCCAAGGGAACCUUGUAGACUACAGGGAACGUCUGAAUCACAACAACAACAACAACAACCAUGAGAACACCACCACCUUGCAGCAGAAUGGAAAUCACACUAUCAGCCAUCAAAAGCCAAUGAGUCCUUUCCGAGCCAAGGAAGGAGGUACCCAUCACUUUGCAUGGCGGAGGAAUGGUGACCACGAGGAGGAUAACUCGGUAUUCUGCGAUGUGGUGUCUAGCCACACACUUCCUGUGGCCACCUUUGUCACCAUUCAUGACAGCGACAGCAGUGCUAGCGAACCCGAGCUAGAUUUUGAGUCACCUAAGACGGAAGCUGAAGUGAGUCAUCUUCGAAAAGCGUACAAGAGCCAGGCAUCAGAACUGAAGUACCUCAAGGAUGUACUCGCUACAAAGGAGAGAAAGAUCCGUGAACUGGAAGCCAAGCUCCAAGCAAUUACCCAGGGUGGCCGUUUAUGAGAUGCCACGGUGGUAGCACUGCAGCUGAACUUCUUUGCUAUGUACAUACACGCUUGGGGGGGCUACACUUCAAGUGAUCCUGCCCAUUACGCGCACACAUUGUGGAAAGCAAGUUCAGGGAACAAAUCACAACUGCAACGUUUUUAACAAUAAUCCGUCAGAACUUAGGACCUAAUGUCUGCGGGUGAAGUGUUACAAAUUUAUCGGCUGAGCCUUUGAUUGAUGACUUAUGCUUGACAGUAUGCAAUGCAUAGGUGACAUUGUUUCUCUUUUAGCUUUACAAACACUGUGCAGCUGGCUUAUUUUUUUAUCAUUUCCCAGUCAUCUUCAGCUGCUUUGUUCAAGAGUGCAUCUAAGAGCCACGUUAAUUAAGCAAAGAUCUCUAUAUGCAUGACAUAUUAUAAAGACCAAUUAAAGAUUACAUAAUGGAAAA
Ornithodoros turicata is the source of this 2454-nucleotide messenger RNA. Its product is annotated as coronin-2B-like. The transcript is spliced from 13 exons. Gene Ontology annotation, molecular function: actin filament binding. The coding region runs from base 252 to 2021 and encodes 589 amino acids. The record is from RefSeq and is a predicted model, not a curated record. Lineage: Eukaryota; Metazoa; Arthropoda; Arachnida; Ixodida; Argasidae.